AUGGCGGAAGUGAAAUUUGUUGCCCUCCCAACCAAGCCCUCGGCGAAGCUGAGCUACACAUUUGAAGCGCCCGGGGCCACCUCAAAUCCCGCGCUCGUCGUCUUUCUAAAUGGUAUCGGCCUGCCGCAGGACCCCUGGCACUCUGUCAUUUCCCAGUUGAAAGAUCUCCGCAAUGACCAAGGUCGCAGCCUCCCAGCCUUUUUGACCUAUGAUCGCUUCGGUCAAGGGCAAACCACAGACCGUGAUCCCGAUGACGCAGGCGCGGAUGAUCCAUCUCACGGUCACGACUGUCUAGCUGCAGUUGAGGAUCUCCGUCAACUGCUGGUUUGGAUUAUACAAGAGAAUAUGGGCGUUUCCGACGUGAACUCAGUCAACCUUAUCCUAGUUGCCAACUCUGUCGGCUGUGCUUUGGCUCGUUUGUAUAGCCAGGAAUACCCUAACACCGUUGCCGCCCUACUCCUCCUUGAUAGCGUGCUUGCAAACUCAGACUUCGUCUCGAUUUUCCCCGACCCAGAUGCACCCGACUUUGAUCCCGCUCAACUGCAAGGUCUUCCAGCCGAAAUGAUCCGCGCAGUCCGAGCUGGCGUCCGUCGCGUGUUCCACCCGGACGUUGGGAACAAAGAGGGUCUCAGUCGGCGGAACUUGGCUAAAUUGCUGCCGGAAAGUGAUGGACCUCUGCUUAAGGGUCCUGCGGGUCACGGCCCUUUCGUUACUGUUGUUGGCCACGACUUCGACACAUUUGCCGAGGAGUCGACCCAACUGGGGGUCCCUAAGCCGGUGACAAAUACUUUUGUCAAUCCCUUCUGGCAUCGAUAUAAUGAAGCAUUGGUGAACAUUACAGAGGCAGAAUACAGGAAGGGCCCGAUCUUGGCACCUAAUGGGAGUCAUUUUGUACAGAGAGAUAGCCCCUCGUUUGUGGCGCAAGAGCUCGACGAAUUAUUGGAAAAGGUACUAUAG
Molecule: messenger RNA, 957 nt
Organism: Penicillium atrosanguineum
Lineage: Eukaryota; Fungi; Ascomycota; Eurotiomycetes; Eurotiales; Aspergillaceae
Exons: 1
Coding region: 1-957 (318 amino acids)
Source: RefSeq, a predicted model, not a curated record